CCAUUAUUUCCUUUAUCACAAAGACUUCUGAGCUUUCACCCAAACGGAACAUAUCAAAUCCUUGCAUUUGUACCAUGUUUAUGUUUCUGCCUCAUGUGGCUUUUCUGCUUCUGCAUUUUGGAAUCAAAGAUGCUGUGUGCAGAAAGACUGACAAAAUCCCUGAUGUUAUUAAAGUUCGAUUAGGAGGACAGCUUACUUUAGACUGCACCUACAACUGUUCCUCUGGGUUUGUUCGCGGUGAAUGGCGGUGUGGAAAUAUGCCUGCGUGUACCACCUUUUUGUGGUCUGUACAAGAAAAAAACAUAAGUGAAGACUUGUGUAUAGUGAGCUUGGAAACACUUAAUCUGACCGUGGAACAGACCUCGUAUAACUACUCGUGUUUCUCUGUGAAGACCGAUCAUCAAGAUCUCCCUCAUAACCUUGAGCGACUCAUUUCACUUCAAAUCCAAGGACCAGUCAUCCCUCGUGAAAUAGCUCUAGACAUAGAAGUAGAGAUUUACCAAAAUCAGAAGAAGAUAAACCUAUCAUCGUAUUCCAUCCAAGUGCCAGUCGGAGACAAACUAAAACUGGAAUGUAUUUCAACCAACCAACUUUGUGAAGGCCAGUGGAUGAGAGAUGAUGCAAAUCUCACAGAAGACAUCUCUGGCUCACUGUUAGAAUGGAACGAAAUUACAGAAGAAGAUGGAGGAACGUACACAUGCUACACAAACCAGCUUUGUACCAGCCAGAGGAUUAGUGUAGUGAUUGAUGUCGUUAAAACAAAUGAAUUUGGAUGGAUCAGGCCCUUGGCUGCAGCUGCACUGUCUGUAGCAGUCAUGCUACUGUUUCUGCUCAUAUAUCUACGCUACAAAAAGAGAGGGAAGAAUCCGCUGGAUGCAGAAGAUUCAACAGCUGUAAUCUAUGAAAACACAAGAACCAAAAAAGAAGGAACCAUCCACAAACCCACAGUACAAGACUGCCAGAGCGAUCAUGAAGUUCCUUACGCUGACAUUGUGAUCUCCGUGAGAGGCUCCAGCAUUCCAGAGCUCACAGGACUCCAUGGCCAAACUUCACGAGAUCACAGACUUAGAUGGAGGGACGACGGCACCGGUGCAUCUCAUUUACAAGCUUGUCGCUCAGCUGACAGGCUACACCUUCACCCCCGAGAGGUCAGCAGGAAACUAAGCACAACCUCUGAAUAUGCUGUCAUCACAUACUCCACAGAUGCACUUAAUUAGUCUAAUUUGUUUAAAUACAUUUAAAUAAUGGAUAUACACCGAUCAACCAUAACACUGAGCAGUGAGAGGUGAAGUGAAGAAGACUGAUGAUCUCCUCAUCAUGGCACCUGUUAGUGGGUGGGAUAUAUUAGGCAACAUUUUGUCAUCAAAGUUGAUGUGUUAGAAGCAGGAAAAAUGGACAAGCGUAAGGAUUUGAGCGAGUUUGAGAAGGGCCAAAAUGUGAUGGCUAGACGACUUAGCUCUCCAAAACUGAAGCUCUUGUGGGGUGUUCCCGGUCUGCAGUGGUCACUAUCUAUCAAAAGUGGUCCAAGGAAGGAACGGUGGUGAACCGGCGACAGGGUCAUGGGCGGUCAAGGCUCACUGAUGCACGUGGGGAGUGAAGGCUGGCCCGUGUGACCCGAUCCAACAGACGAACUACUGUUGCUCAAAUUUCUGAAGAAGUUAAAGCUGGUUCUGAUAGAAAUGUGUCAGAAUACACAGUGCAUGAUGGGUCAGGGCUGUUUUGGCGGCAAAAAGGGGACCAACACAAUACUGCGCAGGUGGUCAUAAUGUUAUGCCUGAUCGGAGUGUAACUUAUAUUAUAUCUAUAUUGUAUUUUUUAGCUUUUGCAUGUUAAUAAAAAUGCAUGAUAUAUAUUUUUUUAACAUUUGUAACAUUAUAUGCAGCUCGCUUUCUUUUUACCCACAAUUUAAACUGCAAACUUUACAUUUUCAUGC
Hemibagrus wyckioides is the source of this 1933-nucleotide messenger RNA. RefSeq lists its product as uncharacterized. Lineage: Eukaryota; Metazoa; Chordata; Actinopteri; Siluriformes; Bagridae. The record is from RefSeq and is a predicted model, not a curated record. The coding region runs from base 75 to 1217 and encodes 380 amino acids. The transcript has 8 exons.